Sesamum indicum (sesame) is the source of this 1396-nucleotide messenger RNA. Its product is annotated as S-adenosyl-L-methionine-dependent methyltransferases superfamily protein. Lineage: Eukaryota; Viridiplantae; Streptophyta; Magnoliopsida; Lamiales; Pedaliaceae. Gene Ontology annotation, molecular function: S-adenosylmethionine-dependent methyltransferase activity. The record is from RefSeq and is a predicted model, not a curated record. Gene Ontology annotation, cellular component: chloroplast.
AUACCAGAAAUUCAAAAUCCCUCUUCGUUGGCCACACAAUUACCAUACAUUCACAAAAAAUGAAGCAAAAAUAUCAGAAAUUUCCUCCAAUUCUCCUCUCUCUGGUGAAAUCACCAAUAUACAUAGGCUUGUGUGUGUAUGUAUAUACAUCGCAUAGAGGAUCAUCAAGCAAGAAGACAAGGGAAGCCAACCAUCAUCAGCCGUAGGGUAUGGCCGUCGCUGCUCAAGCUUCUCUCCGUUUCUACCAAAAUUCUGCUUUCUUCCCGAGGAACCCUCGUCUUUUUCGUGAUUCCCGGCUCCGUCCUCCUCCCGGGGUCUGUUCUGCAAGAAUCCGAGCAAGCUCUGCUGUUGCUCUGGAGCCCGAAUUAACAACUGAAGCCCAAGAUACUACAGAUGUUGACUUGUUUGCUUGCCCCAUUUGUUAUGAGCCGCUAAUAAGAAAAGGCCCUUCAGGUUUCAACUUACCAGCAAUCUACAGGUCUGGUUUCAAAUGUAGGAAGUGCAACAAGUCCUAUUCGAGCAAAAACAUCUAUCUUGAUCUCACUGUUACUUCUGGGACAAAGGAGUACAAUGAGUUUAAACCAGCUGGGACUGAGCUCUUCAGGAGUCCACUUGUUUCAUUUGUAUAUGAGAGAGGCUGGCGUCAAAAUUUUAACCGUAGUGGUUUCCCUGGUCCGGAUGAAGAGUUCAAUAUGGCCCAGGAGUAUUUUAAGCCAGCUGAAGGUGGAGUCCUUGUUGAUGUGAGCUGUGGCAGUGGUUUGUUCUCCAGGAAAUUUGCGAAAUCGGGGGCCUAUUCAAGAGUCAUUGCACUUGAUUUUUCUGAAAAUAUGCUUCGUCAGUGUUAUGAUUUCAUAAAAAAUGAUGAUGCUAUCUUAAGCUCUAAUCUUGCACUUGUGAGAGCUGAUGUUUCUAGACUUCCUUUUCCAUCUGGUUCAGUUGAUGCCGUUCAUGCUGGUGCUGCCUUGCAUUGUUGGCCAUCUCCUUCAAAUGCUGUUGCUGAAAUUAAUCGAAUAUUACGAAGUGGUGGUGUUUUUGUUGGAAGUACUUUCCUUAGAAUCAGUUCAUCAACCCCUAUUUUGUUGAGGCCUUUCAGACAGAGGAUCACGAACGACUACAACUAUUUAACGGAAGAGGAGAUUGAAGACCUGUGCACGUCGUGUGGUCUCGUCAAUUAUUCCAAGAAAGUUCAGCAAUCCUUUAUCAUGUUUUCUGCAGAAAAACCUUGAAGCUUUCGCUUUCUCCUUUUGCAAUGUAAAAUUACUCGAUUAGUGGGAAAUGAUUUUUGCACUCCACAGACACUCCCCAGGAAGCAAUGUAAGGUUAUAAUGUAUAUAUGCUUGAUCCUCUUGUUUCUCAUUCUUUGCCUUUACUUUUGAUUUGUUGUUUUUUUAUGUUA